This is a messenger RNA of Funneliformis mosseae, 1359 nucleotides long. NCBI's taxonomy places the organism in Eukaryota, Fungi, Glomeromycota, Glomeromycetes, Glomerales, Glomeraceae. The record is from the annotation of a GenBank genome assembly.
CGAUCCUGUGGGAAGAAAAGAGUUCAUACUGCGAGUGCUUUCACCUCUGCAACGUGCACAUCUUACUAUGGAAUGUCUACUGAUUUUUGUGAAUCUGAAAAUAAACAAUCAAAUUUACAGGAAAAGGAAUCCUAUUUUUUAAGAGAAAGACAGGUCAUAGACUAUAAUGAAGGACGAAAGUCGAAAAGGAUUUGUUUGGAUAAAACGGAAGCUGAUAGUCAUCACGUUCUCAAGGAUAUAGAUAUCAAUAUUGACGGAACAUCUUUUAGUGAAAAAUACAAUCAGAUGAAGGAUGAGUUAAAAUGGAAGCUUCAAUGCACAGGACGCGUAGUAGAAGAUGUUCUAUACGAGUCCAUAUCAAAUUUUACAUCUGAACAUUUGAUACAUUCUUUUACGAUUGAUGUUGAGGAUCCAAUAAUCAAAGGAAUGUUUUUUCCCGCAGAAUUAGAAGAAAUGGACUCAACAAAUGUUAAGGAAGAUCCAGAAUUGAGUACAGAAUUUUACAAGCAUCUCGCAAAAUAUUAUGACAAGACUAGUACGGGAGAAAUCAGAGAGAUCAUAAAAGAAGCUGACUUUGGUAGUUCCAGCUUUGAAAUUGAAACUCUUACAUAUUCUGUAUAUAGUUUAAUACGACAAUACGAACGUAUUCCAAGCGCGUUCUCAUUAGAACAUCAAGAGGCUUGGUACAAUGUUAAUGUAUGGGGACCGAUUAUCGACAGAACUUAUGAUGAUAUUGCAAAUGUUGACGUUAUUCGGGGGGAAUCAUCAAGCAUUGCGAGUUCGGAACGAAAAAAUCAAAAUCGCACUUUGGAUAUUCGAAAAGAAAUGGGCAGAAGAGGUGACGCAAUAAUCCGGAAAUGCUCAUCAGGAGUAAAACUGGAAUUUGGAGGUUCGGAAGCCGGUAAACAUUACGAAGGACAAAAUUCCACAAAAUGGCUCAGAGAGUCUGGAAUUAAACUUCCAAAAAUGAUGCGUGACAUGUUUGUCAGCUUGUGCAAUAAUACAAAUUGGGAUAUGGAAAAAAUGAACAAGAUGGAAACAAUUGGGUACAUCCAUGGAGGAUCGGUUUUAAUGAUUAUGACAUUAGAUCUUCCAGCAGGUUACAUAACACGUAUCACUAAGAGCGAACUUUAUUACAUACCAGAGGACAUUGGAUCUUUCAGUGAAGCAAUAAAAUUAAUUGCAGCGAUGCGAGUUGUUCGAACUAUGAGAUUAUUACACUGCAAUGAAAAAGAUGAUGAUGUUGUUAAUUUUUUGAAGAAUGCUUCCUCACUCAAAAAAAGGUAUCGCACUAACAACCAAACCAAUAAAAUUAGAAAAAUUCUUCCAAGCACUGAGAUGACACCAAAGAAAAGAUAA